GUCCCCGUUGUGACAACUUGAGAAGAAAAGAAAUUAAAGAAGAAUCAACCAAACCAACAACGAGUGUUAGAGAAAUUACUUCUAACAAGCUGUCUGCGCCUGUGUAAGAGUGUGCAGCUAUUAAGUAGUUGCUCAACAUUGGAUUUUGUUUUUAUCCCGGGGAAAAUGCACCGCUCAAGUCUUCUUUUGCUGAAUUGUGUUCUGGUGAUAAGUCUCACCCAAGGAUCCUCGAGUUUUAACAGCCGAACUGAUUUCGACAAUCUGUGUCAAAACAUCUGGAAUUCAGCCGGAAGCAAUCUGAAAAUCGGUCAAGAAAUAGUUCUGUAUUCUGGAAGAAAGGCAAAACCUUUAAUCACUUUGACAAAACAAGGAAAGGCAAAAGUACAAACGGAAGUUUUUGUUAAAUUUCAAGCUUUGUUAGACAACUACGAAGCAGACGAAAAUCUUCACGAGAAGCCAUCUGUUACCAAACAACAAGAGGAAGAUGCUUUUAUCGACGCCAUCAUCAAGACCAAUAGAGGACCAAUACAGAUUGUUUUCGACUAUCUAAGAAAAAAAGGAAAAGUUUCUAUGAAGUGUAUUGAUCAAUUUAAGCCCGUCCUGAAGGAAAUGUGGUUCGAAAAAUACUCUAAGAGAGGACGGGGCCUAAAAUCUUCUGGUUUUGAACACACGUUUGUUGGAGAACUGGGGUAUAGUAGAGGCAGUAAUACUAAGAUCACCAAAGGCUUCCACAACUGGUUCCAGUUUCUUACGGAGCGGACAUUAGGAAGAUUGACAUAUCACCCUCCUCUUAUUUCCAAAGAUGUUUCUGUUGAGCCGGCCUUAGUAAGAGCGAGGUUCCAAUGGAGGGGGAAAAGGAAGCCUCCAGGCAGCAGCUUUUUCGUGGGCACCAGUCCUGAUUUUGAGAUGGCUUUGUAUACAGCUUGCUUCUUCGAGGGAACUAACUGCUCGUGUAAACUUAACGGGAAACAGCUAAGUUUUAAAACUAUUAAGUUCUAUAAUAAAAGGAACAUCCUCACAGCAUACCCAACAGUUUGAGAAAAAUGCAUCAGUGGGUACCCUGGUAGCGUCUUAGUCAGUCAUUUUCCAUGGCAAGAAAAGAAUGUGAAUAAAAAUAAAUGUCAUUUAAGUGUCAAAUUAAGCAAAUGUUAUCCAUCAUUCUAGUAACAUAAAUCAUUCACAUCGAGUAAUUAU
Molecule: messenger RNA, 1194 nt
Organism: Pocillopora verrucosa
Lineage: Eukaryota; Metazoa; Cnidaria; Anthozoa; Scleractinia; Pocilloporidae
Product: uridylate-specific endoribonuclease B
Molecular function (GO): RNA endonuclease activity
Source: RefSeq, a predicted model, not a curated record